Molecule: messenger RNA, 594 nt
Organism: Colletotrichum acutatum
Lineage: Eukaryota; Fungi; Ascomycota; Sordariomycetes; Glomerellales; Glomerellaceae
Product: ribosome biogenesis protein SLX9-domain-containing protein
Exons: 1
Biological process (GO): maturation of SSU-rRNA from tricistronic rRNA transcript (SSU-rRNA, 5.8S rRNA, LSU-rRNA)
Cellular component (GO): 90S preribosome; preribosome, small subunit precursor; nucleolus
Source: RefSeq, a predicted model, not a curated record
GCGCCCACAGCACCAACAAAAGCCCUCUCAGCCCGCGAGAAGCGCAUGGCCCGCAUCCGCGGCGACAUCCACCCCCUCGCACCGCACAAGACCCUCCGCCCCGAAGCCCAAGUCGACGACGGCUUCCUCACCAACAAAAAGGACAAGCGAACGAUGAAACACAGCGCCUUCCUCAGCAAAGUCGCCAAGACGGCCCCCGGCAGCGGCAAGACCCUGAAGCGCCGGAGACCGAAUAAGAAGCUCGUCGCGACAAUGGAGUCGCUCGCCGACGCGCUUCCUGAGCUGGAAGAGGGCGCGCAGACGCUGGAUCAGCUGCGCGAGGGAAAAAUUCGGCAUAAGAGUCUUAAGAGCAGGCCGGGGGCGCUCAAGAGGAAGGAGAAGGUUGUUAAAGCGGAGGUGGCGAGGUUUGGGGCUAGUAUGGCUGCUUUGGCUUCUGUGCCGACUGCUGCGAAUGCUAGCGGUGCUGGUGCGAUGGCGGUUGAGGGGACGAUGGCGCAGGAGGCGGCGACGACGAGUGCGACUUCGAGCCGGUGGGCUGCGCUGCGGAAGCACAUUUCGAGCACGAUGGAGCAGAACCCUGCUUUCAGCACAUAA